AUGGGAGGAAAACAUGACGGUUUAGUGAGGCUUCAACUUGAAGCAUUUCUGGAAGAGAAAUCAAGACCUGAAAAUGAGAAUUCAAACUUGAAUAGGGAAAACAAAAUCCAGGGCAGGAUGAACUUUCCUAGCUUGGUGAACAGAUGGUUCAUAGUUCCGAGGGGAUUGGACAAAGAAGACAUGCUAUUUAAGCUAUACAGUUCUAUAAGUGCUCAAAGCAUGGAAAGAAUAGAAGAGCUUCUCCAGGAGGACCAGAAUGUCAAGCGGAGGAAAGAGCGUAUCCAGAAACAGUCCUCUAUUCUUUCCAAGCUUACUACACAACUCUGUAUUAAUGAUAAUCUGGCAGCCGCUGCAUCCACCUAUUCCAAUGAAGUAGAAAGUUCAACCAUUGCUGGCCCAUCUUCCCGGGAGGUCUGGAGAUGCUACGUUUGAUGCUGCUGCCAGCGGUCCAAACCUAUCAUAUGGGGAUUCUAGAUCAAAUUGUCUCAGUCGCCGG
This is a messenger RNA of Salvia splendens (bonfire salvia), 496 nucleotides long. Its product is annotated as dynamin-2A. NCBI's taxonomy places the organism in Eukaryota, Viridiplantae, Streptophyta, Magnoliopsida, Lamiales, Lamiaceae. The record is from RefSeq and is a predicted model, not a curated record. The coding region runs from base 1 to 432 and encodes 143 amino acids. The transcript has 5 exons.